AUGAAGAGCCCUAACCUGUCCCUGUCUGGUCCAGGUUUGGGCUUCAGUAUAGCGGGCGGUGUGGGGAACCAACACGUUCCCGGAGACAACAGCAUCUACGUCACCAAGAUCAUCGAGGGCGGGGCUGCUCACCGUGACGGACGGCUACAAAUAGGGGACAAAAUACUGGCUGUGAACCACGUGUCUCUGGAGGACGUCCUGCAUGAAGACGCUGUGUCUGCCCUGAAGAACACAGGGGAGGUGGUGUACCUGAAGGUGGCCACACCCACCUCGCAGUACAUCCACCCUGCUAAUCGAUACAGCCCCCCCGACCUGACCAGCUCCUACAUGGAGCCGGACUACAUGUGUGAUUACCCACAAGCCCUCCCUCCUCCGUCACCACGGCGAUACUCGCCUAUCCCCCGUGGCAUGAUGGGAGAGGACGACUACUCCCGGGAGCCUCGCAGGGUCUGUGUGCAGCGCGGUUCCACCGGUCUGGGCUUCAACAUCGUGGGCGGAGAGGACGGAGAGGGAAUCUUCAUCUCCUUCAUCCUUGCAGGAGGACCAGCAGACCUGAGCGGGGAGCUCCGCAAGGGGGACCAGAUCCUCAGUGUGAACGGUGUGGAUCUCAGGUAUGCGACACAUGAACAGGCGGCAGCAGCUCUGAAGAAUGCCGGACAGACCGUUACCAUAGUAGCACAGUACAGACCUGAGGAGUACAGUCGCUUUGAAGCGAAGAUCCACGACCUGAGGGAGCAAAUGAUGAACAGCUCGUCCGGCAGCCUGAGAGCCAACCGCAGCUUCUACAUCAGGGCACUCUUUGACUAUGAUAAGCAGUGGGACUGUGGCGUCCUAUCACAGGCUCUGGACUUUAACUUUGGGGAGGUGCUCCACGUGAUGGACAGCGCUGACGAUGAGUGGUGGCAGGCCAGACGAGUGAACCAGCAGGGGGAGCUGGAGGAGCUGGGGUACAUCCCCUCAAAGCACAGGGUGGAGAGGAAGGAGUGGUCUCGUAUGAAGAGUAAAGGUCGAGAAGGUUUCGUUCACAGCUACGAACUCAUCACUCAGAUCGAAGUGGACUAUGCUCGUCCUGUCAUCAUCCUGGGUCCGACCAAAGACCGGGUCAACGAUGACCUUCUGUCUGAGUUCCCGGACAAGUUUGGCUCCUGCGUCCCCCACACGACUCGGCCUCGGAGGGAUUAUGAGGUCGAUGGGCGGGACUACCACUUUGUGUCGUCACGGGAACAGAUGGAGCGGGACAUCCAAUCACAUCGCUUCAUCGAGGCUGGGCAGUACAACAACCACCUGUACGGGACGUCAGUGCAGAGUGUCAGACAGGUGGCCGAGCAGGGGAAACACUGCAUCCUGGAUGUGUCGGCCAACGCCGUGAGGCGGCUCCAGGCGGCUCAGCUCCACCCCGUCGCCAUCUUCAUCCGACCGCGGUCGCUGGAAAACAUCCUGGACCUGAACAAGCGUCUGUCAGAGGACCAGGCGAGGAAAGCUCUGGACCGAGCGAUUAAACUGGAACAGGACUUCCUUGAGUGUUUCACAGCCAUCGUGCACGGCGACAGUUUCGAGGAGGUCUACCACCUGGUCAAAGCCGUAAUUGAGGAGCAGAGUGGCCCCUACAUCUGGGUCCCUGCCCGAGACAGACUCUGAUUGGCCCACUGGCUGCCAUGGGGGCCGUAUCCAUGGAAACCGCCACCAACACCUCCUCCCCACAGCACCUCCCCUCCCCCUCUCGGCGGCGUGACCUGAUGGAGAGCUGACAGUCUCUUCUACUGGAGGAUGACGAGCGAGCUCAGUGAUUGGAUGGCUGCUGUAGCCACGGCAACCAAGAGAUGUUUUUUUUAAGAAGAGGGUGAAGCUGUCUGUGUGUGUGUCAGAGAGACAGAUGAUUGAUUCUGUGUUGGUUCAAUAAUCCUGUAUUAUCAGUAAAUAAUGAAUCAGACUGUAGAGUUCAGUUGGUAUUGAA
This is a messenger RNA of Seriola dumerili (greater amberjack), 1954 nucleotides long. RefSeq names its product disks large homolog 4-like. Lineage: Eukaryota; Metazoa; Chordata; Actinopteri; Carangiformes; Carangidae. The transcript is spliced from 14 exons. Gene Ontology annotation, molecular function: protein binding. The record is from RefSeq and is a predicted model, not a curated record. Gene Ontology annotation, cellular component: neuromuscular junction; neuron projection; postsynaptic density membrane. The coding region runs from base 1 to 1638 and encodes 545 amino acids. Gene Ontology annotation, biological process: AMPA glutamate receptor clustering; chemical synaptic transmission; postsynaptic neurotransmitter receptor diffusion trapping.